GAUCCGCACAAGGGAGUCGUCCGGUCUAAUCGUGCUGCUGAGUUCGCAGCAUCGGCUGUCGUUCGUGGCGGUGUCGCUGGAAGAGGGCCGCGCUUGCCUCAAGUUCUCUGACCCUCCGAACUCUCCCCUCAGCCUCUGCCUCAGAGACGCCCUCAACGAUGGUGCAUGGCAUGCCGUUACGGCUUCAAGAUUUGGAUCCAACCUGGAGCUCAGUGUCGACAUGGGGGAUGGAGCCGGUCAGUAUGGGAUUAUAUUUGCAGCAAAAUACUCUGCAGAAGCCGGAGACUCAAGUCCUUUCCUAACUGAGCCUCAGUUGCUGCAAGUCCACCGACAAGAAGGCGUCUUGGUAGGAGGGAUGCCCGUCUUUGAUGCCAACACUCCGGCCUCUGUAACGUCCAACCUCAAAAACUCAUGUCUGGACGACUUGAGACUAGACGGUCACGCGUUGCCCCUACCACCGUACUACAAGUUCUCCGUGUUUCAACGGAGGAUCUUGUGUCAACACAGCGCCAGGUGA
This is a messenger RNA of Hyalella azteca, 517 nucleotides long. Its product is annotated as putative neural-cadherin 2. The transcript has 3 exons. The annotation marks the transcript as partial. NCBI's taxonomy places the organism in Eukaryota, Metazoa, Arthropoda, Malacostraca, Amphipoda, Hyalellidae. The record is from RefSeq and is a predicted model, not a curated record.